This is a messenger RNA of Cercospora beticola, 1322 nucleotides long. RefSeq names its product N-acetylglucosamine-6-phosphate deacetylase. The record is from RefSeq and is a predicted model, not a curated record. Gene Ontology annotation, molecular function: N-acetylglucosamine-6-phosphate deacetylase activity. Lineage: Eukaryota; Fungi; Ascomycota; Dothideomycetes; Mycosphaerellales; Mycosphaerellaceae. Gene Ontology annotation, biological process: N-acetylglucosamine catabolic process.
CGAGCUAAUAUUUUUGCCAUUUUACGCCACAACUCUAACAUGUCGACCACGACACUUUCAAAUGCGAGACUCUGUCGGAGCGGCGUACUCAUCGACAACGAGAAGCUCGUAAUUUCCACUGAGACAGGCAAGAUCCUUCCAAAUACUGUUCACGAUGAGGGUAACAUCAUCGACCUUGCAGGAGCCAUCAUAGCACCUGGUUAUCUCGAGCUUCAAACGAAUGGCGUGAGAGGCUUUCACUUUACGCACUUUGAAAACAAGACAAAAUAUGCGGAGAAGCUUGACGAGGCUUCGAGAUUUCUGGCUACUACGGGCGUUACUGGGUUCUAUCCAACCAUUCCGACUGUACCUGUUCAACAUUACCACAAGCUUCUUCCAAGUCUCAAGCCUCGCACAGUCAAGAACGGCGCCUCUAUACUCGGAGCUCACGUCGAAGGCCCAUACCUCCAUCCUUCAAAGAAAGGCGCCCACACAUCAUCACUCUUCCAACCUGCCACAACCCCACCAGAAGAAAUCUACGGCCCAUCCGGACUGUCCUCCCAGAUUAUCAAACUCAUCACUCUCGCUCCGGAACUCCUCUCCUCAACCCCUCUCAUUCGAAACCUCGCCUCAAAAGACAUCAUUGUCUCCCUCGGCCACUCCUCCGCAACCUACGCUGAAGGCCUCACUGCGCUCACCGCAGGUGCAACGUGUCUUACACACACCUUAAAUGCCAUGACACCCCUCCAUCACCGCGACCCAGGCCUCGCAGGACUCAUCACGCUCAGUCCCGAUCCCUCAUCCCCUCCUCCACCCUAUUUCAGUCUAAUCCCCGACUCACACCACCUCCAUCCCAGCAUCGUGGCGCUAUUUUACCGCGCCUCUACCCAACACUGCAUCCUCAUAACCGACAGCAUCGAACUCCUCGGUCUUCCCGAUGGAACCUAUCCCGGGAAUUCUCAAAUCGACACAUCACAGACAAAACUCGGAUCCAGAGUCGUCAAAACAGGCACCGAUACUUUGAUUGGCGGGUGCGCGACACUCGACCUUUGCGUGAGAAAUUUGGUAAAGUGGACGGGUUGUACUUUGGCUGAAGCGGUGAGAUGCGUUACAGAGAAUGUGGCAGGACUGAUGCGCGAUGAGACGAGAGGGAGAUUGGAGGCGGGAAGGAGGGCAGAUUUUGUGGUGUUAGAUGAUGCAGGGAAUGUGUUGCAGACGUGGAUUGGUGGGAGGAAGAUCUGGGACAAGAUCAAUGGCGAGUAGGAGGAAUUGACCAGACGACGGCGGAGAUAUAAUCAAAUGAUGACUGUAACAACUAACGAUAUCCUGGCCAUUGUUGUGUC